CAUCAUGGUGGGCAGAACCGAAUCCACCAUGAAUGAUCCCAAUUACCUUCUGUAUGGCAACAAUGGCAAUCUGGCCGCUCAAUCGCGUCCCCGCCGAUCGUCGGCCUCGACCUCUCACUCAGAUUCUGGGUCUGAAGAUGAGAGGGAUGCAUCCAAGAAACGUAAAAGGGCUAUGAAUGUCACAUGCGAAGCAUGUAAACAACGAAAGGUCAAGUGUGAUCGCGCCCAGCCCGCCUGUGGGUGGUGUUCUAGAAAUGAUAAUCCAUGCGAAUAUAAAGAGAGGAAAAAGCCCGGCCUAAGGGCAGGCUAUGGACGUGAGCUUGAAGCAAGGCUUGACGAGCUCGAGACUCUUCUUCAUGAGCAAGGUCGGCAGCUAGCUGAGCAUCUCAAAGCAUCGUGUGGCCCCAGUUCCAAGGCUUCUAUAUCUGGGGUCAAGGAUAACAUUACCCACCCUAACGAUCAGGCUGUUAGCCCUGAGCAUCAGCAUCGAGCUAUCUUCGAACCGCAGGCAACGCACUUCGGUAUUGAUGGCACCUUCCAGAACCAGCCUCAAGUUCUUGAUCCCACGCUCAAGCCUUCGACAUCCCGCCAGAAUUCCUUGCAGUGCCUUUCAGGGUUUCAAUCACAACCCCUUCCGGACAGCCAAGGCAUACAGGCUUCGAGCUACUAUACUCCCUCUGCACAAUCCCUCACUUCACCUCACUCGGCUGGUGCAUACCAUGGUACACAAUCUCUCAAUGACCGCUUUGCAUUGCUUCCGCCAUAUGACAUGCUAUAUUCCUUCGUUGAUCUUUACUUCAAGCACAUCAAUGUCUGGUUUCCUUUGCUUGAUCGAAAAAGCACGCUCGAUACGCUAUUUGGACCUUCAGCCUUGGACGAGCCAGACAGGGUCUUGUUACAUGCAAUAGUUGCAACAACUCUCCGUUUCUCAACCGACCCUCGACUCACUACUCAAAGCAGACAGCAUUAUCAUGAUACGUCAAAGCAACGUGUUCAAUUGUUCGGCCUAGAGAACUCAAACGUCCGAGCCUUGCAAGCUCUGAUAAUCCUUGCUCUGGACAUCACUGGAACGACUAAUGGGCCACCUGCAUGGAAUCUGCUGGCUCUGAUUAGCAGAAGUAUGGUUCAACUCGGUCUUGCGAUGGAGCCCACCUCCUCCCGAACUUCACCAAUGUAUCCUUCUAUUGCGACGUUGAGGGCCUGCGUGUUGGCCGAGCCAAAAACCUGGAUCGAGGAUGAGGAGCGACGCCGCUUGUUUUGGGCCAUCUAUAUCCUGGACAGGUAUGCCACUGUGGCUACUGCUUUCGAUUUUGCGCUGGAUGAAAGGGAGGUGGACCGCAAACUGCCCUGUCGAGAUGAUCUUUUCGCUGCCAACAAGUUCGUCGAGACCAGAUGGUUUCGACCGCAGGAACGCACACGGUAUGCGACUGCACUCGCGGAUAAUCACGGGCACUUUUCCUACCAUUGUGAGCUUAUGGCUAUUCUGGGUCAGGUGCAUCAGUUUCUGAAACGACCUGUCGAUAUUGGUUCUCUGUCUGAUGUAGAACAAUGGCAGUCAUCCUAUCGUGCACUUGAUAGCGAUUUGAAUGCAUGGCACUUCAGUCUGCCAGAUGAUUUCGCAAGCGUCACUCGAUACAUCAAAAGCAAUGUUCCCGCUAAGAAUAUCAGCUGCGGGUGGGUGAUGCUGCAUGCGGCAUACUAUCUCACCGUGAUCCGGCUGAAUUCGUCGGCAGCAUACCCAAGCCAGACAUCGCCGAUCUUCUCAUCAUCUUACAGCGCCAUGCAGCGAUGUGUAUCAGGUGUCGACAAUUUACGCCAGUUGUGUCAUUUUGUCAGGCUCAGUAACCUGCUUGAUAAACUUGGACCUCCUUUUGCAUUUGCCGUCUGGGUUGGAGCUCGUGUCACACUGGUUCAUGGCUCCACUAUGGAUCAUGAAGUGGACCCCGACAUCGACUCACUUGUUGCCACUCUUUCGGAGAUGGGAGAACAGUGGCAAGUUGCAAAAAGGUAUAGUGAAAUUCUCAGCAGAGUGUUGGAAGAGUAUCGCCAGUCGCAGAAGACAAGUGGAGUGACCGGAGAGAGAGUGACACCGUCGACGGUGAAGAUACUGGCCGACAUGCGAAGGUGUGCUUAUGAUCUUGACUUUCUGAUAUCUCGCCAGCCCCAUGCUGCUGUUAUCAAGUCAUACCAUCCGACUAGGGCCAAUACUCCAGCCCCUAACGAGCUCGAGUAUCUCGAUGUUUUCGACCUCUUCAACUUUCCACGGCCUCCGAUUGGUCAGGAGAUGCUGGAAACCCCCCAACCGCAGUCAAUGGGCGAAGCAGCCCCCGAUAUUUCGUUGAUCAAUGGUGCUUUGAUACCCAAUUUCGCAGUUCCCAACCCGGACACCGACUGGCUAUUUCAUGCUAGUUAGUGGCAGUGUCUCGAGGACAGGGUAGAUGUGACGCGACAAUCCGUGAUCGAUGUUGAGAGGAAUACGUAUGAAUCGAUUGUUCUGGAACAUGUAUGGCUGGAGAAGAAGUCAUCACGCCAUUGACGCUUUUAGUUGUGGCCCUAGGCGAGGCUGGUAGGGCCAAUUCGUAUCUUCAUACGGCGUUCGGAACGUCCCGCCUCAGAAACAAUCGGUAUGAUGGACCUCUUCUGCGAUCUGUUGCUAGAAUCGGCCUUAGACUUAAGUCUGACUUGUAAGGAGCAUCGAUUCAGCCUUGUGCUAGGCCAGGUUAGAGCAAAGGUUGGCUAUCGGGCG
This is a messenger RNA of Exophiala mesophila, 2746 nucleotides long. RefSeq lists its product as uncharacterized. Gene Ontology annotation, biological process: regulation of DNA-templated transcription; DNA-templated transcription. Gene Ontology annotation, cellular component: nucleus. Gene Ontology annotation, molecular function: DNA-binding transcription factor activity, RNA polymerase II-specific; DNA binding; zinc ion binding. The record is from RefSeq and is a predicted model, not a curated record. The coding region runs from base 5 to 2413 and encodes 802 amino acids. The transcript is spliced from 4 exons. Lineage: Eukaryota; Fungi; Ascomycota; Eurotiomycetes; Chaetothyriales; Herpotrichiellaceae.